Molecule: messenger RNA, 1197 nt
Organism: Candidozyma auris
Lineage: Eukaryota; Fungi; Ascomycota; Pichiomycetes; Serinales; Metschnikowiaceae
Product: FTR1 family protein
Exons: 1
Coding region: 1-1197 (398 amino acids)
Biological process (GO): iron ion transmembrane transport
Cellular component (GO): plasma membrane; high-affinity iron permease complex
Molecular function (GO): ferrous iron transmembrane transporter activity
Source: RefSeq, a predicted model, not a curated record
AUGACCAACGUCUUCAACGUUCAAGUCUUCUUUGUGGUAUUCAGAGAAUCGUUGGAAGCCGUGCUUGUUGUGUCUGUGCUUUUGGCCUUCCUUAAACAAGGGUUGGGAGGUGCUGAUCAGGACCAGACCGUAUACAAGAAACUCAGACUACAAGUUUGGGUGGGAUCCAUUUUAGGAGUAUUUAUCUGUUUAUGUAUUGGAUGUGCUUUUAUUGCUGUCUUCUACACCCUUGGACAUGAUAUUUGGGGAAAGUCGGAAGAGAUAUGGGAAGGAACCUUUUGUAUGAUUGCGACCAUCUUGAUCACUAUCAUGGGUAUCGCCAUGUUGCGUAUUAACAAAAUGAAGGAGAAGUGGAGAACCAAGAUCGCCCAAGCUUUGAUUAAACAGCCUGUUCUCAGGAAAGACAGAUUCAAACUUGGCCGUUUGACUACGAAGUAUUGUAUGUUCGUGUUGCCAUUCAUCACAUGUUUGAGAGAAGGUUUAGAAGCCGUGGUGUUUGUCGGUGGUGUUGGUUUGUCUGAACACACAGGCGCUGCAGCAUUCCCUCUUCCUGUCAUAUGUGGCUUGAUUGCCGGGAUCGCUGUCGGUGUCUUGCUAUACUAUUUCGGCUCUACUGCAUCUUUGCAGGUCUGCUUGAUUGUGUCUACUUGUAUCUUGUACUUGAUCUCCGCCGGAUUGUUUUCCAGAGGUGUCUGGUACUUCGAAACCCAGAUCUACAAUCAGAAGACUGGUGGUGAUGCCUCCGAGUCUGGUUCUGGCCCUGGAUCCUACGAUAUUUCCAAGUCUGUCUGGCACGUCAACUGUUGCAACCCUGAACUCGACAACGGUUGGGAUGUAUUCAACGCCUUGUUAGGCUGGCAAAAUUCGGCGACUUACGGUUCCGUUAUCUCAUACAACUUGUACUGGGUUUUCUUGAUGACUGUGUUGGGCUUGAUGUUGUAUGAGGAGAAGCAUGGGCACUUGCCAUUCUGUAAGAACCUUACCUUAAGACAGCUCAACCCAAUGUAUCAUAUCAAGGGUAAGAAGAAGAACGAGUUGUCAAAGACAGAGCAAGAGGAAUUGUUCGAGAAGGUCAAGAGGCACAACUUCGGUAUCACUGAAGCCGACAAAGAAUCCUCUUCCGACGUCUCAAAAGAAACCAAGGAUGAGGAUAAGAAGUUCGGCGAAGUCACCGUAGAGAAGCUUCCAUCGAAGUAG